GAGGUACGAGAGUAAGCCGUCUCGCAUGACAUCCUUGGCGCCUUUAAUGAAUGCGUUUCUAGCGUGGAUUCGCGUAGUUUUAUAUUACGUCCGACAUUGCGAAUUUUGGAAAACUACGGGCUAUUCGGUGGAAAGAGAACACUUUUUUAGGGUUUUGUUUUGGUCGACACGUGCGGGGACGCACGGUGAUGAAAUUAAUAAGCAAAAUACCAACAAGGACAAGGGAAGUGUCUAGAAAUCGUUAUGGAUCACUACGGAAUUAUUACCAGAAAACAAAAUCCCAAGGACCGAGCUAACAUUUUUUCUCUCUUGACUUUUACGUACACUUUCGGGUUGUUUAAGAAAGCGUUCAAAAGGGACCUAGUGGAGGACGACAUAUACGAAGUGAUCGAAUCGUGUAAGGCGAAGAAAAAUGGCGACAGGUUCGAAAAAAAAUGGAAGCGGCAAAAAAACCGAACGAAUCCCUCCUUAGCCCGUUUGAUGUGGCAGUGUUUCGGCAUCAGAUAUGUAGUUUUGGGAAUCAUUCGGGUGUCGGCCAAAAUUUUCGUAAGCGUCGUGGAACCUGAAGCCAUUGGCAAGCUCGUAUCCUACUUUAAUCCAACCCAAGCAACGUUGACAUUCCACGACGCUCUGUAUUACGCAGCGCUCAUGAUCGGAGCGAAACUGUUAAACGUGUUCUCACUCCAAAACUACAUUUUAUUCCUGCAACAACUCGCUAUUCAGAUCAGGACCUGCCUUUGUUCCAUGGUAUACAGAAAAGCUUUGAAGCUAACCCCAACCGCUAUGAACGAAAUCAGCCUAGGAAAUAUUAUCACGGUGAUCACGAAGGACGUGUUGGUAUUUGAACAAGCAAUUUACAUGUUUAACGAUAUGUGGAUGGAGCUCAUCCGGAUGACUGUAGUUAGUUACUUAAUUUAUAACAAGAUGGGCGUAUCUUGUUUUAUCGGAGUUGGAGUCCUUCUCUUGGUGAUACCGAUCCAAAUUUACAUCGGAAAGAGGAUAAAAAACCUGCGACUGGAACUGGCCCACAAAACAGAUCAACGACUCCAGGCCACCCAAGAAGCGCUGUCCGCUAUAAAAAUAAUUAAAAUGUACACGUGGGAGAAGAUAUUCGCGAAAAAGGUCGAAGAAAAAAGAACGAAAGAAAUGAAAUACCUGAUGAAAUGUUUCUACUUGCGUGCCCUUAACUUUAUAGUUGGAGCUUUUAACACCAAAAUCGGAUUCUACUGUCUGAUCAUGGCGUACAUUUACUUCAACAAAGUGGCAGACGCGGAGGUCAUGUUUUACGUGCUCAAGUGUUUCAAAGACCUGAAAAUGUCGGUUGCUUUCAUCAUCCCAGCAGGCUUGGGAAGGGGCGCCGAGUUGAUCGCUUCCGCGAAUCGAAUCAACAAGGUAUUUAGCAGCGAGGAACUGGAGGAAACUGAUGAUACGAACCACGAACACGCAAUAAUCAAACUUAGCAACGUUAAUGUAACCAUCAAACAGAACGAAAUUCUGAGGAACAUAUCGUUCGAACUGAAACCCGGUUUGACUGUGAUUACCGGCCCGUUGGGUUGUGGGAAAAGCGCACUGUUGAAAUUGUUCCUUAAGGACUAUCACGUAACAAGCGGAAAAAUAUACACCCAAGGUCGAUUUUCUUAUUGUUCGCAAGACCCGUGGUUGUUUCCGUCGUCUAUCAAACAAAACAUACUUUUCGGUCAGCCGUACGAAGAAAAACGAUACGACGAAGUAAUUAAAGUGUGCGCUCUUCAAUACGAUCUCAAUUUGUUCGACAAAGGCGACGAAACAAUCGUCUCGGAUCGCGGUAUGAAUCUCAGCGGCGGACAACAAGCUCGAGUGAAUCUGGCCAGAGCAGUUUACAGGAAGAGCAACGUGUAUCUUUUGGACGAUCCUUUGCACGCCCUCGAUCCAAACGUGCAAGACUAUAUCUACCAAAAUUGUAUCAGAGGUUUCCUCAAGAACGAAUAUUGCGUUAUGGUCACGCACAAUUUAAAGCACAAGAGUCACGCCGACAGACUCGUCGUUUUGAACGAAGGUCGGAUCGUGUUCGAGGGUAAUCCUCAGAAUGUCGACGGCGAACUGUUGAAGGGCGUCGAAUUGCAGGCGGACAAAGUGGAGGAAAACGAAAAAGGAAACGAAGGGAAUGACGACGAUGAAACGGCGACGUUAAUAAAACGAACGUUAACUAAAAAAAAGGUGUACGGCGAAUCGAAAAAAGAAGGCAAGGUCGAGAUGGAGGUUUAUAAAAACUAUUUUAAAUUCGGCGGCGGCUUAUUGUUCUUUUCGGUCAUAGUGGGUUUGUACGUGUGCGCUGAGUUUACGGACAGCUACUCGACGAGGGUGCUAACAGACUGGAUAAAUGUGCAACAAAACGUUACGAAUAUAUUGACAAAUCCGAUAGAAAGGGCCACUCGUGGUGCCACAAACACGACUACCGAAAAUGGCAACGCUUAUCCAGAGAUACUCAACCUAGUUAGUACGGAAAAAGCAAAAGAUAUAGACAACGAAAUAUACCCAAAAGUAGCGUUUGAGAACAUCGUCCUAGUUCAGUUAUACGACCAAGCCCAUUGGUUGCUAAAGCUCUAUACACUGAUGAUUGUUGCGUCGGUCUUCCUAGAUCUAAUCAAACAGUUAUUAUUCGUGAAUUUUUCGAGAAAGGCGUCGAUUAAUCUCCAUAACACGAUGAUCGAAAAACUAGUUACUGCAGCAAUGUCGUUUUUUGACACUUAUUUUAUCGGCAACAUACUUAACAGGUUCUCCCAGGAUCUGACCACGGUAGAUGAACAUUUACCCUUGAGCAUCAAUAUGGUUAUCGAGUGUGUUCUGGCGGCAGGAGGAGUCGGAAUUCUAGUAGCCACAGUUAGUUGGCAAUUUCUGAUACCCUCGGUAAUUUUAUUACUGUGCUUGGUUGGAUUAAGAUUCAUUUAUAUACCGACGUCGCGGAGCUUGAAGAGAUUGGAAUCGGCAACACGAAGCCCGCUGAUUGGCCAUUUGAACGCUUCCAUGGAGGGAGUUACCACCAUAAGAGCGUGCAAGGCGGAAAAAAUUCUCGAAGAAGAGUUUGAUAGACAUCAAGAUCUCUAUACGUCGGCCCAUUUCAUGACGUUUUCCAUCAGAAGAGCUUUCUCCUUCGCCAUGGAUAUGUUGUCGGUUUUUUUCGUCGCCGUUAUUGUGGCGAAAUUUUUAUUUUUCGACCUAGAAACAUCAUCUGGCGAUGUGGGUCUGGCCAUAACGAAAGCGGCAUCUCUGGCCAACAUCAUCCAGUGGGUGUUGAUGGUAUGGUCUGACGUGGAAAAUAACAUGACUUCCGUCGAAAGGGUUCUCGAAUACACGGAAGUCGGGCAAGAUCUGUACGAAGGCAGACGAAUUGACAAUUGGCCUACAAAGGGCAAAAUUGUUUACGAAAACGUAUCUUUGGCAUACAAAGACGAAAAAGUCUUGAAAAAUUUGUCGUUCGAGGUUGAGUCGAAACAAAAGAUUGGCAUAGUGGGUAGGACAGGUGCCGGAAAAUCGUCAAUCAUAUCCACAAUGUUUAGGCUGUACAAUUUUGACGGAAGAAUUUUUAUCGAUGGCGUGGACACGAAAACUUUAUCUCUCGAUCUGCUAAGAGAUAAGAUUUCAAUCAUACCACAGGAACCUCUAUUAUUUCAAGGAACCAUACGAGAAAACAUCGACCCGCUAGGACGGUACUCCGACGCAGAAGUUUGGCAGACACUGGACCAAGUUCACAUGAAAGAGCACAUUGACACGUUGGAACUGGCCAUCACAGACCACGGAUCGAAUUUCUCGACAGGCCAGAGGCAGUUGAUUUGUUUGGCCAGGGCCACAAUAAAGAAGAACAAGAUCGUCGUUUUAGACGAGGCUACUUCCAAUAUGGACCCCGAGACCGAAUUUCUAGUGCAGAAAGUCGUGAGAGAACAGUUUGCCGACUAUACCGUAUUCAUUAUCGCUCACAGAUUGCAAUCGGUGUUGGACUGCAACCAAAUCAUAGUGAUGGAGAAAGGAAGAAUAGUCGAAAUGGACGAACCUCUACGUUUGCUGAACGAUAAGCGCAGUUUCUUCACAAAGAUGCUGCAGGUCGACAACGCCCAUCUCUUCGAUAAAUGAUAGAAUUAAAUUCUUGCAGUUUACUUGGUUUUCUGAUGUUUAUUUUCGAAUCUUAUACAAAACCGGCGUUCAUCGCAUUGAGAAAAAAA
This is a messenger RNA of Cylas formicarius (sweet potato weevil), 4196 nucleotides long. RefSeq names its product probable multidrug resistance-associated protein lethal(2)03659. The record is from RefSeq and is a predicted model, not a curated record. Gene Ontology annotation, molecular function: ATP hydrolysis activity; ABC-type transporter activity; ATP binding. The transcript is spliced from 11 exons. The coding region runs from base 244 to 4107 and encodes 1287 amino acids. NCBI's taxonomy places the organism in Eukaryota, Metazoa, Arthropoda, Insecta, Coleoptera, Brentidae. Gene Ontology annotation, biological process: transmembrane transport. Gene Ontology annotation, cellular component: membrane.